AUGGACUUAAAUAAUGCAAAUAAUUUGAAGGAAUCCUUGGACAAAAAUUAUGGAAAAAAUGAUGGGAAUGAUAGUUUAAUGCAUAAAGACAAUAAUAUUAACGAAGAUAAAAUGCUUGAGCAGUCAGAAAAAAUUGACAAUAUUGACGAUAAGAAAACAAAAAAUAAUAUAGAAACAUCAAAUAUAUGUUAUGGUGAUUCAGCAAAUAGCUCGUUUGAUACUUCGAAACGAAUUGGAGAUUUAAUUAUGGGAAAGGGAUUAAAUAAUUCUUUACAAUUAAAAAUGGAAUGUACAAAUAAAAUUGACAAACCAUUCAAGGAAAAAGUUCAAAAUCCAAAGAUUGAUGAAAUAGAAGCUUGUCAUAGCAAUGCGUUUAUGAAAACAGAGAUAAUAAGAGCACAAAGCAAUAACAUUUAUAAUAACAGAAAUGAAAAAAAUUCUUUAAAAAAAAACGUAGUAAGUUUUGAUGAUGCAAAUAAGAAAAAAUAUAAUGAAAAAAGGAUAGGAAUGCCAAAUAUAAAUCCAAAAAAUGAGAAAAAUGAUGAGGAAAAAGAGGAGGAAAAUGAUGGGGAAACAGAACAAACAGGUGUAUUGGGCUCAUUCAGGAAUAUUAAUAAUCAGGAUGGAAUUAAAAAUAAAAGUUGUACUUAUUUUAAAAAUAAAGAAAAUGAUAAUUUGAGUCAUAAUAAUAGAAGUACAUCUGAACAUGAAAAUAAAAUAGAGGAAGUUGAACCCAAAGCUAAUCGUCCAAAAAAAAUAAAAAAUAUAAACGAUUUUUUAACAGAAAAAAAGAAUACACAAAAAAUUACAGUUUUUGUUGGCGAAAAAAUUCAAAAAGUAAAGGCUGAUUUUAAAUAUGGUGAAGAUGCACCACAAAAUUUUAAUCAGAAAACAGUUUAUGAAUCGGUAAAUAUUAUAAAAAAUUGUAAUGAUGAUUCAAAAGGAAAUGAAAAAAGAGUUAUUGAAAAGAAACAAGAAAAAACAGUUUUUGUUGCCCAACGAUGUGAAAAAAGUAAUGCAGAUGCAAGGGCUGGUGAAGCAUUAAUAAAAAAGGUUCCUGAAAAAACAGUUUUUGAAUCACAAAGGUGUGAAAAAAGUAACGCAGAUGCAAGGGCUGGUGAAGUAUUAAUAAAAAAGGUUCCUGAAAAAACAGUUUUUGAAUCACAAAGGUGUGAAAAAAGUAACGCAGAUGCAAGGGCUGGUGAAGUAUUAAUAAAAAAGGUUCCUGAAAAAACAGUUUUUGAAUCACAAAGGUGUGAAAAAAGUAACGCAGAUGCAAGGGCUGGUGAAGUAUUAAUAAAAAAGGUUCCUGAAAAAACUGUGUUUGAAUCACAAAGGUGUGAAAAAAGUAACGCAGAUGCAAGGGCUGGUGAAGUAUUAAUAAAAAAGGUUCCUGAAAAAACAGUGUUUGAAUCACAAAGGUGUGAAAAAAGUAACGCAGAUGCAAGGGCUGGUGAAGUAUUAAUAAAAAAGGUUCCUGAAAAAACAGUUUUUGAAUCACAAAGAUGUGAAACAAGUAAUGCAGAUGCGAGAACUGUUGAUAAAUUGAAAGAAAUAAGCUCUGAAAAUGUCAUAUAUGAAUCUCAAAAAUGUAAUGAAAUAAUAACAGAUUUUAGAGCCUCUGACAAAAUAAAAGAAGUUAUGAAAAGGAAUAUGCUUGAUGAAUGUCACAACAUUUGA
Molecule: messenger RNA, 1680 nt
Organism: Plasmodium berghei ANKA
Lineage: Eukaryota; Apicomplexa; Aconoidasida; Haemosporida; Plasmodiidae
Product: conserved protein, unknown function
Exons: 1
Coding region: 1-1680 (559 amino acids)
Source: RefSeq, a predicted model, not a curated record